AUGACCCCAACACCAUCCCAUCUGAAUACAUUCGACUUUUGUGCGUUAGAUCAGAUUAUUGUAAGUCCUUAUGUACCAAUCAUCUUAUAUUACCCCAAUAAUAAUGGCGACAAUUCCAAUCAAGCCCUACAAAGGUCAGAGGUUCUAAAGAAAUCUUUGUCUGAGACCUUGACUCGGUUUUACCCUCUUGCUGGAACAAUCAAUAACGAUCUUUCUAUCGAUUGUAACGAUAUUGGUGCUAACCAUAUUGUAGCUUUGGUCCGUGGUUGUCUUGACGAAUUUCUAGUAUAUCCUGAUCACGGGUUGAUCAAUACCUUUUUUCCAUGUGAACCUAGCUUUAACAAGUCUAGUAUUGGUAAUCGUGUAACAAACGUGCAAGUAAACAUUUUUGAAUGUGGUGGGAUUGCCAUUGGCUUAUGCAGUUCACAUAAAAUCCUUGAUGGGGCUGCAUUGUACAAGUUUAUGAAAGCAUGGAGUAACAUGGCUCGUGGAGCUGAAGAAGUUGUGUAUCCAAACUUCACCGCUCCAUCUAUUUUCCCUGCGAAAGGCUCAUGA
Lactuca saligna is the source of this 555-nucleotide messenger RNA. Lineage: Eukaryota; Viridiplantae; Streptophyta; Magnoliopsida; Asterales; Asteraceae. The record is from the annotation of a GenBank genome assembly.